GGCGGGGAGGACGAAGGAAAGGGUGAAAGGAGCAAAUGGAGGUGGAACCGAAAGAGUAGCGGGGCAGUACUGGGUAUGGAAACCAGAGCCUCACACAUACCAGACAGCUAAGGCCCAGCCCAGCUCCCCCGCUCAGCAUUUUGUCAUCUCCAUUAUGUUCUGGAUGCUUCCUCUGCAGCCCGGGCCACGUGACGGAGGAGGCGGUACAGCGGGCGCCCCGCCCUCGUGGCGUCGCGCAGCAUCCCGCAGAGCGACUAGCCCGCGCCUAGGGCCUGCGGCUGCCGGGAUGAAGAUCUGGAGCUCGGAGCACGUGUUCGGCCAUCCCUGGGACACGGUGAUCAAGGCUGCCAUGCGGAAGUACCCAAACCCGAUGAACCCGUGCGUGGUGGGCGUGGAUGUGCUGGAGCGCAGCGUGGACGACUGUGGGCGCCUGCACAGUCUGCGCCUGCUCAGUACCGAGUGGGGGCUGCCUGGCCUCGUGCGUGCGGUCCUUACAUGGUCCUAUCGUCUCCUGCUGUCUCUCCUUGUGACUCAUUUGCCGCUCCUGGAUUCUCUAUCAGGACGUGAAAAGCGUCUCUGCAGGUUGAGUCUUCACUUCAGAGCUCUUGCUCGCAGAGGAGCCUCUCUUCUCAGGAUGCCGGGGGUUCCCUGGUUUAAUUUUUGUCAAAACAGUCAUUACUGUCACGUGAUUUUGGGAGCCAACAGGACCUUGACGUACAUCAAAGAGAGCUCUGUUGUGGAUCUGGCGGCAAGGAAAAUGGAGCUGUGUUCCACCAAUAUCACACUCACGAAUCUGGUGUCAGUGAACGAGAGGUUGGUGUACACACCUCACCCAGAGAACCCUGAAAAGACCGUGCUCACCCAAGAAGCCAUCAUCACCGUGAAGGGGAUUAGCCUUGGGAGCUACCUGGAAAGUCUAAUGGCCAACACGAUAUCCUCCAAUGCAAAGAAGGGCUGGGCUGCCAUUGAGUGGAUAAUUGAGCAUUCCGAGAGCGCCAUAAGCUAACAGGUCUGCAUCCAUGCCUGGUGACACAAGGGGGCAGCCACAGUAACGUCUUAACCUGAUAUCUCACCAAAAAGAGUCAAAGAAGAAAGGGAAGGAGGAAGGAAGGAAGGACAAAGAAAAUGAAAGGCAAGUGUGGAUAUGGUUCCUGACAGGCCUGGGAGUCUUCCCUGUCCGUGGUGACCCCUCAGAACAGCAUCAGGUGCAGGCGCCAGCAGUGGGAGCCUGUGGUUCCCGGGAGCAGUGUGGAGCCCUAUGCUGCCAGGCUCUGCUGUAGGUAUGGGCUGGGCAGUACGGGGCUGCAUUGCCCCUGCAUCUGUCUUAAGCUUUUACCUGCUUCCCCUGGCAGGAGUGCCACCUCUACCCGCUCCAGUCACUUCACCAAAGGAGAGCUGCCCUCUCCUCACGCCCUGCCAGCUAAGCCACACCUUCCCCAGGGGCUGGCUGCUGUCCUUUGUUCCUGGUGGCCCUGUGUCCUUAAGAGUGUUCCACUUGCCUCUGUGAAGAAUUGAAUGAGAAGUUAGUUGCUUUCUGACCCUCAGGGUCCCCUCCAUGUUCCGUAUGCAAAAAAAACAGUGUGGAGCUCUCUACGGAGAGCACUGUGGGUUCCAGCGACAACUGGGAUUUUCAAGCUCGGACUGACCUUGAACUCCCUGAGUAACUGAAGAUAACCUUGAAUUCUUGAUCUUCCUGCUUCAACUUCCCAAGUCCUGGGAUUAAAGACUUGGGCUGCUAUACUGUGCUCUUUUUGGUUGUUGUUCAGACAGAUCUUGCUGUGUAGCCCUGGCUGUUCCGAACUCAUGGCAUUCCUCCUGCCUCAGCAUCUCAAGUACUGGAAUCACCGGUGUGCACCGCCGUGCAGGCCUGGACUGAGACUCUACUGUCUUUUCAGCUUGGCCUAACUAAAAAGAGAGGAUGGGGACUCCUGCUUUGUAAGAGCCUUCCAGCUAAUCCCCCCCCACACACACACCUCCGAGGUCCUGGGGUCGCUGGCUGUGGGUAGUGGUUUUGUGCUCCUGGCCUAGGUUGAAACCUCUCCCCCAAGCCCACUUUUCCUUCCUCCCUCAGAGUUUCUGUGUUCCUCGUUUUCUCUUUGUAACCUUUUUUGGGGGGAGGUGGAGGUGUCUCAAGACAGGAUUUCUCUGUGUAGCAGUCCUGGCUGUCCUGGAACUCUGUAGACCAGGCUGUCCUCAAACUCACAGAGAUCCGCCUGCCUCUGUUGGGAUUAAAGAUGUGCACCUCUCCUUGUAGAAUUAUGAGUAACCCAGACUGGUCUUGAACUCACUGUGUAGAUGAGGCUGACCUCAAACUCCUACCUUUCAAGCAUUAGAAUUGCAGGGGAACACCAUCAUGCCUGGCUUUUAUCUUAAGUCAAGGUUGUUUAAAACCCUAAAUGUAUAUAGAAACAUAGUUAUGUGUGUACAGGCAGUUCAUGUUUAUAGUUUAAAAUAGGAAUUAAAUAUAUUGACUAGUAUAGACAUUUGUUUUUCCUCUGUCAGUCAACUUGCCAUUUUUACAGAGCUUUCUAGAACUUUUCUAUGCCUAUGAAAGUUGUCUGUCUUUUUCUUUCAUUAAACUUGGGUUCACACUGUAA
Mesocricetus auratus (golden hamster) is the source of this 2597-nucleotide messenger RNA. RefSeq names its product PRELI domain containing 3A (gene Prelid3a). Gene Ontology annotation, molecular function: phosphatidic acid transfer activity. Lineage: Eukaryota; Metazoa; Chordata; Mammalia; Rodentia; Cricetidae. Gene Ontology annotation, biological process: phospholipid transport. The transcript is spliced from 10 exons. The record is from RefSeq and is a predicted model, not a curated record. Gene Ontology annotation, cellular component: mitochondrial intermembrane space. Bases 155 to 1006 code for a protein of 283 amino acids.